This is a messenger RNA of Bombyx mori (domestic silkworm), 2032 nucleotides long. RefSeq lists its product as uncharacterized. Gene Ontology annotation, cellular component: membrane; septate junction. The record is from RefSeq and is a predicted model, not a curated record. NCBI's taxonomy places the organism in Eukaryota, Metazoa, Arthropoda, Insecta, Lepidoptera, Bombycidae. Bases 348 to 1076 code for a protein of 242 amino acids. Gene Ontology annotation, biological process: septate junction assembly; regulation of tube size, open tracheal system. The transcript is spliced from 5 exons.
CGGAUAUAUGAAAUUGCUGACCCUGAAGAUUUUUGGUUACGAUAAUGGGAAAAAUUUUUGAAUUAUUGUAUUGUCAUCGGUCCUUGAUAUGUGUGCUAAAGUGAAGAACUUUUACAAAUAUAGCAUGAACUAUAUUCCCUUUGCCUGUCCAAGUGCAAAAAACAAAACAACAACAAAAGUAAGUAGGUAGGUACCUACAUAAUCAAACUCCUUAGAAGUUCAAAUUCAUUAAUUAACAUCCAACAUGCAAUAAUAUUAACAGUACACACAUUUAUGAAAGAGAGUUGUAUUUGAUAAACAAUAAUUCAAGUAUUUUAUUAAACUAUACUCGAUUGGUGGCUGUAAAUAUGACUGCUGAUAAUGAAUAUCCUAAAGCAUCAAAUGCUACGCUCAUUGGAGCCAGUAUCACCUAUGUGGGGGCUUUAUUUCUCCUCCUUUCAUUUGCUGGUCCUUACUGGAUGGAAUCAUAUCCAGAAAUGUUCUCUCCAUUCAAACAUAUGGGAUUGUGGGAGUAUUGCUUUGAUAAUUUCAGGUUCCCUGGUUACCGGUUUGACAAAAAAUUUGAUGGGUGUCACUAUAUCUACAGCCAAGAAUAUUAUGCAAUCAAGCAUUGGCUGUUGCCUGGAUGGUUAAUGGCUGUGCAGUUUUUCGUGACAGUUGCGCUGAUGUUGUCAUUUGCAGCCCAGGUUUUAUUGGCAUGUGUCAUUGUUCGUUGGCCAUUGAAGACUGUGCUUCGUUAUGAAUGGAUCUUUGUGUUCUAUUCAUUCAUUAUGGUAGCAGUUUCUAGUGCUUUCCUCUUUCUUGCUGUGGCAAUAUUCGGUGGGAACUGCUACAGACGUGACUGGCUCUUGUAUCCUUCAUUCAAUGUUUUGUCUUGGUCCUAUGCAUUUGCGGUUAUUGCCUUUAUAUUAUUUGGUUUGGCAUCGAUUUUCCUGUAUUUGGAGUUUCGAAAAUUAUAUAAACUUCGCUUAGAGGCGAAAAAUCUUGUCGCUCAAAUGCAACAUAGUCAACCUGAACACACCCUUAACCAACUCCGGGACCAAUUGCAGCAACAGCAACAGCGUCAGUGGAAAUGAUGUGGUUUUGAUUGCUAACCAAAAAUAAAAUCGACACUUACACUAUUCAUUACAAGUUGCACUGAGUAUUGAAUUGUCACAAAAAUUUCCACAGACCUUGUUUGUUUCAUGACAUUUAUGUCUACAAUUGAUCAUACAUAUUUACCAUAAUAGUGGUCAUGUUAAUAUUAUUUACAAUUCAUCACACUAUAUACAUAUAAUAUUUUUUUACUUAAUUUUUAUUGUGAUUAUAUCCAGAUCAUUAAUGGUACAAUACUUAAAAAUGUUCUUACAAGUCUGACGAGAAUCUCCGAAUAAAAAUCCGUCCAAAUGAAUUAAUUGGCAUUUAGUAUGUAAUUUAAUUAUAGUUUUAAGCAGUUUGUAGUUUUACCAAACGAUUACUAAAAUAAAGACAAAAAAAAAUGUGUGCGUGUACUAGUGUACACACGUAAGAAGUGAAACUUCUUUAUGGCCUUAUUUUUCGAAAAAUGAUCUACAUGCAACUUUCUAGAAAUUGGUUAAAUAAAGUUAAAUUAGAUAAAGUUUAAACAAAAGGAUUUUAUUAUCAUAGACAUGAAUACAAAAAAGUUAAAUUAGAUAAAGUUUAAACAAAAGGAUUUUAUUAUCAUAGACAUGAAUACAAAAAAGAUGGCGCGUAACGGAAAAAUGUGACGCGUAACCGAAAAAUGUGACGGUAAAUUUUUUUCCAACGCCGAUAAGGAAGUUUCACUUCAAAAAUAAAAGAUGUACUUAGAAAUAUUGAGGCCUUAGUACUUUGUACGAUAAUUGAAACUCAUUGAACAUUUGUUUCAAUUUUUAAAUUUUACUAAGGACAGUUUAAUUCUAUAAUCUAUUUUCCUUUUUAAUAUUUUAAACGUAUUUAAAAAGUUUUUCUUGAAAUUUAGGGUAAUCAUGACACUUAAUGCUAUUUAAUGUGGCAGAAAUUUGUAGCAUAUUAAAUACUUAUUUUAGAUAAA